Molecule: messenger RNA, 2861 nt
Organism: Durio zibethinus
Lineage: Eukaryota; Viridiplantae; Streptophyta; Magnoliopsida; Malvales; Malvaceae
Source: RefSeq, a predicted model, not a curated record
ACGGCAUUUUCAGUAUCAAGGGUUCUUGGGCCUUCAAAGAAUGAAACUGAGCCCAUAAAUUUGCUAGAGUGGGCUUUCUCAGACAACCUAGAGCCCAAAAGGAAAGACCGGCAGAGAUAGGAUCGGACAGCAAUCAAUUCAUUAUAAAGAAGGUAACAUCAGCUGGCCCAGGUACAGCCUAUCUCUCUCUCUCUCCCCACUCCGCUCUUCUUCCGGUUCUUCUAUUAUAGAUAAACAGCAAAACCCGCCAAUCCCAUAUCCGUACAAAAAAAAGAGGAAAAAAACCCAAACCCCGGUAAAUCCAUCCGGUUGUAGGUUAAAAAGUUCAAAAGCAAAAAUUUUCUCUGUUUUCACGUCACACUGCAGCAAUGAACACUAUGCCAUUAUAGCGAUUCGCGAGCCACCCUUCCUCUUUCACACCAAUUUGCUUUACUUCCUCCUUCUCCUUACUUCUCCAAAAAAAAGAAAAAAGAAAAAAGCAACCCCUCUAAAACAGAAUCAGAAAUGCAAAUGCAGCUGCUUAACUCUCCACUCUCCUCUGAUAUGAUUAGGAGAGAAUCUUUGAUCGUUUUAAUUUUAAUGUGGCAAUAAAGAGCUCCUGAGUCCUGACCGAGUCUCGUGAUUCGAGCUCCCUCAAACUGAAAAAACUAGAUCCCAACCCCGCCUCUGAUCCUCGGAUUUCUCAGUACAUUAAAUUUUGCCUCUGUAGGUAAAAGUCGAAACUCUGGGGUUAAUUUAUUAAUCUCUCUUGUCUUUACUGUGUUUCUUCGAAAGGAAAAGCUGCUGGUGAAUUUAUUAGUAUUUCAUAGUUUAGUUCUAAAAUUUUGAGAAAUGUAGUUUUGAUUGUAAUCUUGAAAAUUUUCAGAGAUUUUCAUAAACAACAAUGCUGACGUGCAUAGCUCGUUCCAAGCAAGCCGGUGAUGACUCACUGAGUCAACCAGAGGAAAUGGACUCUUCAACUGCUCCUAACACUAAGCAAAACCAAGCCAUCAAAUCCCUCACUUCUCAGUUGAAGGAUAUGGCGCUAAAGGCUUCGGGAGCGUACAGGCACUGCAACCCCUGCACGGCGCAGAGUCGGUUGAGGAACUCGGGCGAGUCUGACGCGGACUCGGACAGGUUCAGGUGGUCGUAUCGUAGGACGGGGAGUUCGAGCACGGCGACACCGAGGACGUGGGGGAAGGAGAUGGAAGCAAGGUUGAAAGGGAUAUCGAGUUCAAGCGGAGAAGCGACGCCGAAAUCGUUGAGCGGGCGCCGAGUCGAAUCGAUCGUGUUCGUCGAAGAAAGUGAGCCUAAAGAGUGGGUGGCGCAGGUGGAGCCCGGAGUGCUUAUCACCUUCGUUUCGCUUCCGCGCGGCGGGAACGAUCUCAAGCGGAUACGGUUCAGUCGGGAAAUGUUUAACAAAUGGCAAGCUCAAAGAUGGUGGGCAGAGAAUUAUGACAGAGUGAUGGAACUCUACAAUGUCCAGAGGUUUAACCGCCAGGCAUUCCCUCUACCAACACCCCCGAGAUCAGAAGAUGAGAGCUCGAAAAUGGAAUCAGCAGAAGAAAGUCCUGUAACACCACCAUUAACUAGAGAACGCUUACCUCGUAAUUUAUAUCGUCCAACAGGGAUGGGCCUGGGCUACUCUUCCUCAGAUUCACUUGAUCAACACCCAAUGCAGGCCAGGCAUUAUUGUGACUCUGGUCCUACCUCAACUCCAAAACUUUCCAGUAUUAGUGGUGCCAAGACAGAGACAUCAUCAAUGGAUGCCUCGAUGAGAAGUAGCUCAUCAAGAGAGGCUGAUCGCUCCGGAGAGCUAUCCAUCAGCAAUGCCAGUGAUCUUGAGACUGAAUGGGUUGAACAAGAUGAACCAGGGGUUUACAUUACUAUCAGAUCCUUGCCAGGGGGCAAAAGGGAGCUUAGGCGAGUUAGAUUCAGCCGAGAAAAAUUUGGAGAGAUGCAUGCUAGACUGUGGUGGGAAGAGAACCGAGUCAGGAUACAUGAACAAUACUUGUAAUUGAGCAAACAAAGGAGGCUAGCUGUCUUGCUGGCGCUUUUCUAAAUUGUGGGGGUGUGUAUUUUUGUCAUUUCUUCUGCCAUACUUGUAGAAUCCCUUUUACAGAGAUCUAAGCAGGUGUUUCUGCCUACUGGCACCUGUGUUCCUAUUUGGGCAGUUAAGUUUUUCCAGCUUCAUAGUAGCUUAGAAAUGUGAUGGUGGGAUUUUAUAUUAGUAGUUUCUUAAAAAGUGUUGGUGGAUAAAGAGCAUCAACUGUGUAUUUGGGUGGUGGUAAAAAAGGAAAAAAAAAAUCAAUAUCAAUGAAAGAAUGUUUUUCCUCGUUCUUUGAUACUUCUGCUUUGUCAUGUUGCUUUACUCACAUGAAAUUUGAGGUACUAAAAACUAAAAAGGUAGCGUCUAUACAAUUACAAAGAGUGUUUGACCACCGAGAGAAAUAGCUUCUAAAUUGGUCAAAUUUUUGUACAACCAAAGAUUUUAGAGUUUCGACACCUCCAGCUUAGGUGUGACAUAUAUUAUUGUACAAAUUAAAUAGUGAUGGAACAUGUGAAGCCAGCCGAAUUUUCCCAAGCUAUUCACCGCCAACAAAAGUCAAAAACAAACCAGCAAUUAUGUUCAUUUUUAGAAGCAAUAUUUACCCAAUUACAGAGUUACUUGUAUUUUUUUGAUUCGGGGAAAGGAUUCCAAACCAAAUAUCUCUUAAAAGUGGCCCAACAAAAAAGUUCAGGAGCCAAACUCAGCCCAAAUCAAAUCACUGCAAGACCUAUUGAGAUGGAUUCGAUCAUUCAUGUCCACAGACUUCGGCCUAAAUCUUUUGUCCAAGUUUUCGAAUAAUAUCUGAGGUUCUUUUGAGGUCCAAGCUUUUGGU